AUGGAAAUCCAGAGAUUUGCUUGCAAGGUUCCAGGCUGCAAUAAGGAUUAUUGCAACCAAUUCAACCUAAAAAGACACUACGAAGGCCAACAUAUGGGUGUGAAGCGAUUCAGAUGUAAAAUUUGUAAAAAAUAUCUCUCAUCAAAACAAAAUUUAAAGGAGCAUCGGUUUAUGCAUACAGGGAUUAAGCCUUAUGCUUGCCCUUAUGAAGGUUGCGCUGAAAGUUUUAGACAAGGAAGUCAGCUUUCUUUACAUAAAAAAAUCCAUCAAGAAGUCAUAAGGCGCUUUCGAGGAAUCCCACAAGUUGAAACGAGCUUAAGCUUAUUAACGUCUGCACUGAUCAAGACAGAAAAAGAAGAGUUUGAGGAGAACAAUAUAAAGCUACUAAGUCAAGAAAUUGUGUUACCUUCGAUUACUUCUCCGCAAAUUGGAAUAACGCUUCCUUCGUGCGAAAAACAGCUUACAAUUAUGAGUUAA
Blepharisma stoltei is the source of this 477-nucleotide messenger RNA. The record is from the annotation of a GenBank genome assembly. Lineage: Eukaryota; Ciliophora; Heterotrichea; Heterotrichida; Blepharismidae.